UACGAACGCCUCUAGUUCCAUAUCCACGCCUUUUUUGAUCCGUCCGACGCACCACCCACACGCCCCAACCAAAAUAGCAGCAGCCAAGAAGGACCCUCGCCGGCAGCAGUCAGGCGAGCAAGGGGUCAGCCAGCCAAGUCCGGCGGCGGCGGCGCGGCGGCGGCCAUGGCGCUAGCAGCUAACGCCCAUGGAAGAGUCUGCACCCUCUCCUCCAGGCCCCCCACACCUUUCGGCAGCAGGAGCAUGGUCACCAUGCCUGGACACCACGUCCAAGCUCCGUUCGCGGUCCGGGCCACCGCGGAGCGCGCCACAUGGCUGCCGGGGCUGGACCCGCCGGCGUACCUCGACGGCACGCUGCCUGGUGACUACGGGUUUGAUCCCCUGGGGCUCGGGGAGCAGCCCGAGGACUUGAAGUGGUACGUCCAGGCCGAGCUCGUGCACUGCCGGUUCGCCAUGGCAGGGGUUGCCGGCAUCCUCGGAACCGACUUGAUCCGUGUAUCAGGACUCGGCAACCUACCCGUGUGGUUUGAAGCAGGUGCCACGAAAUUUGACUUCGCCAACACCACAGCACUCUUCUUUGUCCAGCUUCUCUUGAUGGGAUUUGUCGAAACCAAGAGGUACAUGGACUUCGUUAGUCCAGGAUCACAAGCAAAGGAAGGGACAUUCCUUGGGAUAGAAGCUUCACUUGCGGGUUCACAGCCAGGAUACCCUGGGGGUCCACUAUUUAACCCAAUGGGACUCGCCAAGGAUAUAGAGAAUGCGAAUGAAGUGAAGCUGAAAGAAAUUAAGAAUGGGAGGUUGGCAAUGGUUGCUAUGCUUGGCUUUAUUGUGCAAGCGUCUGUGACUCACGCUGGGCCCAUUGAGAACCUUUUGACACAUCUUUCAGAUCCUUUCAACAAAAAUAUCAUUCAUGCACUAACCUUGUCUUGAAAACUCUGUCUCGAAAUUUCGCUCUUUCCCCCCUUUUUCCAUCUAAAGGUGUAGCACAAAAAAUCACAAUGAUUUGUUACAGGAAGGGUACUUCUACUCGGCUCUCUUCUUUGCAAGGUCCGAUCAGUCACAAAAACUGAAUAUGGAGCUUCUGUUGGAGGAACUAUAGGAAACUCACUACACAAUUGCCAUACAGAUGGGAUGAAAAGUUGAUUUUCUUCAAAUGCAAACAAGAUAUUAUAGUUUAUAUUGAAACAAUGAUGCUUCUGGUUCUUGCAAUUGAUCCUAGUCUGCAGUA
Messenger RNA from Triticum urartu, 1228 nucleotides. RefSeq names its product photosystem I light harvesting complex protein 5 (gene LHCA5). Gene Ontology annotation, cellular component: membrane. The record is from RefSeq and is a predicted model, not a curated record. Gene Ontology annotation, biological process: photosynthesis, light harvesting. NCBI's taxonomy places the organism in Eukaryota, Viridiplantae, Streptophyta, Magnoliopsida, Poales, Poaceae.